Parasteatoda tepidariorum (common house spider) is the source of this 1188-nucleotide messenger RNA. Lineage: Eukaryota; Metazoa; Arthropoda; Arachnida; Araneae; Theridiidae. The record is from RefSeq and is a predicted model, not a curated record.
UGCAAGUGGUAAGUUGAAAUAUAACCAAUGUUUUCCAGAAACUGUAUAUUUACUAUAUUAAAAAUACUUUAUUUUGAUUAGAUAAUGGGCCUGUCACCUUGUUUGUAUGGACCUUCUCUAGCUCUCAGCGCAGUAACAGACUUGUCUCUAAAUAUGUGCAUUCUUGUUAUUGGCGGAGUCUGUACAUUUUAUUGUGCAAUGGGAGGUCUUAAAGCUGUUUUAUGGACAGACGUCUUACAAGCUGUUCUCAUGUUUAUUUUUGUAAUAGCCUUUUAUUCUGCUGGCGUAAGCGAUGCCGGAGGAAUAUCUAAUAUUUAUGAUCGAGCGAUGAGUGGAGGUAGACUACAAAUUUUCAAUUUCAGCCUUGAUUUUACGGUGAGAUACACAUUUUGGAAUUGCCUUUGUCGAGGUUUCCUUUAUGGGUUUGGAGGCUACGGUGCAUCCCAAUUGGAAGUACAAAGACUAUUAAGCACAAACGAUGUUAAAAAAGCACAAAGGUGUCUUUUAUUCAGUAUUAUUCCAGUAUUUGUUUUCCAUUCUCUCAGCAACUUAGCGGGAUUAGUAUUAUAUUCGUUAUACUAUUUAUGCGAUCCUGUGCUAGACAAAGCCCAAACAGGUUUGACUAAAUAUGAUCAAAUGAUGCCUUAUUACAUUAUCAGAAAAUUUAUUGCCUAUCCUGGCUUGACUGGACUUUGCAUAGCGGGGAUAUUUAGUGGCUCUCUCAGUACUAUUUCCUCUAUUCUGAAUUGCUUAUCUACUGUCACGAUGGUGGAUUAUGUACAACCAUGUUUUGCAACUAUUUCCGAGAAAAAAAAUGUACUACUCGCGAAAACUUUUAGUGUACUGUAUGGAUUAAUUGGUAUUGGAUUGGCAUUUGCUUUCUCAUAUGUUCAAAGCCUCAAGCAGUUUGGUAUAACCCUUUUUGCUUUAGAAGGAUCUGCUAUUGUUAUAUUCUUAAUUGGUAUUUUGACGCGAAAAGCAGACGAUAAGUACCACACCGUUCAUCUUCAGUGGAUACCAUCUCACGUUGACAUCUUUGGCAAUGAGCAAGCGGAUCGCGGUAGAAAGACUUAUGCAGUCUGCUCCAAGUGUGAAACACAGCAGGCCUCUGCCGAACAUAUCCUUGACUGCUUGGGCCUUUCCAAGGAGGACUUAACGCCACUCCACUUCUUGUCAUCGACUUUUUGA